AUGGUUUCAAUCAGUGAUUCUCCAACCGAUGCUGGGGUUUUGAAAACUUUGCUAUCUAACGAGCAGCUUCUUUUGUUUGGUGGAGGGGUGGUUAUGCUUUUAGCAGCUUACUUGGCUAGCUCCAAAUCAAAGUCAAAGUCACAUUCAAGUUCUUAUCCAGCCGAUACUAAGUCGGGAGCUGCUAGAUCGGCCACGGGGUCAGCGUUGGCUGAAAGGAAGUUCGGGCAUUGGGAAGCCGACCAUGUCUUUAAACUACCAAUCCCACCACCGUUUGAAAAUUGGGACAUGAACAAGACCAAGCCGCAGCCCUAUCGUGCUUUUAAACACAAGUAUCACGUGACCAUGGGUAUAAGAAACAUGGACUGGGACUCGUGGAUUGAAUUGGACAAUGAGUGGCAAUAUUACCAUGACUUGAAAUUGCAGAGAUUGCAAGAGAAAGGUGAGAAAGUGCAUGCAACCAGUAGCAAAGCCGUUGAUGCUUCAUGGGAGGUGUUGUAUGAGCUAUGUGCAUACUUGCCCCAUAGAUAUCCUAGUUUGUUCAGUUACGAUGACAACAGCCAAGUGUUGAAGAUCUUGGCCACGGGUGAGACGUUUGACUUGAAGGAUAAAAAGAAUUUGGACCCUAUUGUCACGGCAGCCAAGUGUAUUCAAGAUGACAUUGCCAUUAUGGUUGAGGAUGAAAACGGCGAUUAUUCAUUAGAGAGUGGAUGCGUUGCCCUUGCCGGUUUCUGGCGUAUCACCGACAAGUAUCAAAGAACCUUGGACGAGAUCCACUUGAGUGGCGAUGUUCCCCAGUAUGCCACCAAGCUCGGACCAGCAAUGAGAAAGUUUUUUAGAAGAUUAACUGUGAACAAUCCCGUUGUGCGUAACAAUUAUUUCAUUCAAACAGACAACAAUUUGGACUGGUCGACUUCGAUAGGUCCCGAAACGAAACAGGAGGUUGGUUGGUAUACUGCCCCUGCCGCCACCGACGUUAACGACUUGUAUUUCAGAAGUGAACGGCAAAGUUUGAGAAGGUUGCCCAUUUCCGGAGCCCUCGUGUUUACCAUUAGAACUUACUUUAUGCCCAUUACAAAGUUAUGUCAAGAGCCCUAUGUUCCCCGGAGAUUGCUCAAUGGUAUCAACAGUUGGCAAAGUGAUGUUGAAGAAUACAAGGGCUACCAUAAAUUCAAAGAUGUGUUGAUGCCGUAUCUUUUGAAAAAGGCCGAAGAACAAGAGGCGGAGGGACUUAACUUGGACGAGGAACCCGAAGUGUAUCCGUUCUAG
Messenger RNA from Lodderomyces beijingensis, 1266 nucleotides. The record is from the annotation of a GenBank genome assembly. Lineage: Eukaryota; Fungi; Ascomycota; Pichiomycetes; Serinales; Debaryomycetaceae.